AUGGCCCAGGUGCAGUACGACUGUUCCAGGGGGAAUCAUCAGAACAUCACCAAUUCAACAGCCUCCCCCGUGGGACAUGAGCAAAUUCAACUCCUGUUGCACGUCUGCAAGGAAGCUAAGAAAUCUGCUUACUGUCCGUAUAGUCACUUCCCAGUGGGAGCAGCACUACUGACUUGUGAUGGGAAGAUCUUCUCUGGCUGCAAUGUAGAAAAUGCCUGCUACCCCCUGGGGGUAUGUGCUGAACGCACUGCCAUUCAAAAAGCCGUAUCAGAAGGGUACGUGAAUUUCAGAGCCAUGGCCAUUGCUAGCAACACUGAAGAGGACUUCAUCGUGCCCUGUGGGGCCUGCAGACAAGUAAUGAGAGAGUUCAGUAGAGACUGGGACAUUUACAUGACGAAACCAGAUGGGACCUAUAUAGUCAAGACUCUUCAAGAGCUCCUGCCCCUGUCAUUUGGACCAGAAGAUCUGAAGAAGUUCUGA
Emys orbicularis (European pond turtle) is the source of this 480-nucleotide messenger RNA. It is a transcript of the gene CDA, whose product is annotated as cytidine deaminase. The record is from RefSeq and is a predicted model, not a curated record. The transcript has 4 exons. Gene Ontology annotation, cellular component: cytosol. Gene Ontology annotation, molecular function: zinc ion binding; cytidine deaminase activity. NCBI's taxonomy places the organism in Eukaryota, Metazoa, Chordata, Testudines, Emydidae. Bases 1 to 480 code for a protein of 159 amino acids.